AUGCAAAUCAAGCUGCUUUCUUUCACCCUCGCAAUCUUUGCAGCUGUCACCGCUGCACAACCAGCCUUAAAGCGCGCAGGCACAAAUGGCGACUUCCAAUUCGCAGGUACCAAGGAUACUGCAGCCAACAGUGGAGAAUUUAAGGGCAAAGACGGUAACUUGCUUUAG
This is a messenger RNA of Wallemia ichthyophaga EXF-994, 168 nucleotides long. RefSeq lists its product as uncharacterized. The record is from RefSeq and is a predicted model, not a curated record. NCBI's taxonomy places the organism in Eukaryota, Fungi, Basidiomycota, Wallemiomycetes, Wallemiales, Wallemiaceae. The coding region runs from base 1 to 168 and encodes 55 amino acids. The transcript is spliced from 2 exons.